AUGCCUCUUACUGAUAAAAAAGGCGAGGUAAAAGGAAACUUAAAUUUUGCUGCUACUCCAACUACAGAAGCAAGUCAGUGUCCUCCCCAAUCUCAAGCCACUGCUACUAAAUCACAAUAUAGACCAAAGCUAAUUAUUAAAAGGAAUAAAACUACAUCAACUCAGGAGUCAAUACCACAUCAACAAGGUGCUCCAUUUGCAAGUCAAGUAGAGAUUGUGGAGAACAUAUUUUGGAUGGUGGAGGGUGUAAUGGAGGUGGUGGCAACCGUCGAUUGGCUUGGGGAGUUGCAGAGGAUGGAGGAAGUGGCGGCGGUGGCAAAGAAUGAGGUGGAGGGCAGAGGUUUAUGUUUACACAACAAUAGCAACGGCAACCUCAUCACUCCCUCCAGUGAUGAUGACCUCAGAAACGUCUUUCACCAAAUCAGAACAACCAAAAACCCUGCCGUAAUUAAUUAUGGCGCUUCUUGGUGUCGCGUUUGCAGCCAGAUCCUGCCUUCAUUUUGUCAAUUGAGCAACAAGUUUCCACAAUUAUCUUUCAUAUAUGCAGAUAUCGACGAAUGGCCAGAAAGCACUCAGCAUAUUCGGUACACACCAACUUUUCAUUUCUACCGAGAUGGUGAAAGAGUUGAUGAGAUGCUUGGUGCUGGAGAGGAGAGGCUGCGAGAUUGUUUGUGGUUGCAUUCCUGA
Molecule: messenger RNA, 687 nt
Organism: Ilex paraguariensis (yerba mate)
Lineage: Eukaryota; Viridiplantae; Streptophyta; Magnoliopsida; Aquifoliales; Aquifoliaceae
Source: the annotation of a GenBank genome assembly